Exophiala mesophila is the source of this 2526-nucleotide messenger RNA. RefSeq lists its product as uncharacterized. The transcript is spliced from 4 exons. Lineage: Eukaryota; Fungi; Ascomycota; Eurotiomycetes; Chaetothyriales; Herpotrichiellaceae. Bases 230 to 2347 code for a protein of 705 amino acids. Gene Ontology annotation, biological process: retrograde transport, endosome to Golgi; protein targeting to vacuole. Gene Ontology annotation, cellular component: endosome. The record is from RefSeq and is a predicted model, not a curated record. Gene Ontology annotation, molecular function: phosphatidylinositol-3-phosphate binding.
CUCCGGCCAAGUUGGAGAUAGCGCCGCUUCCAACCUUCAUCACAUUAUCAUCCCUGGUGGCUUCAAGCAAACUCCUCGUUCCAUCUCCAUCUCAUGGCCAUGUCUUUGGCCCGAGAUAUAUGAUUCAUACCUUUGCUACUACGCGCAUGUCGCGACCCUAGUUACCAGGCCUUAUCCGACCCCGGCUUCUCUAUUUCGAACCCUCAGCACUGGGGUGUAACAGCCCAUCAUGUCGCUCUUUGGAUCGUCGCCCACUGAAUCCACCCCGAUCAACUCCAAGUCCCUGUUCGGCGAAGAACCAUCAAGGCCUGCCACCAACUCGUCCUUAUUCGCAGAUGACGGCGGCGAUUCGCCCUGGUCCAUGCCCACCCCAAAGAAGAAUGCUCGCCAGAAUCUCGUGAAGAACCUCCUCCCUGCGACCGAUGUCCCAGAUAGCUAUGUUGAUGCCUACGACGCCGUUAUCAAUGCCAAUGAACGCACUGGGGUGGGUAUUGGGUUGACUGGAAUCAAGAACGUACUUGCCAGUAGUGGCCUCAGUGCGCAAGAGCAACAGAAGAUACUCAACUUUGUCGUUCCUGGUGGCCAGGAAAGCGCAAAUGGGGUUGGCAGGAGCGAGUUCAACGUGCUCCUUGCCCUCAUCGGUCUCGGCCAGGAGGGUGAAGACCUCACUCUUGACAGCGUUGAUGAGAGGAGAAGAAAAUUGCCUCAUCCACGGAUAGAUUACAUCGAUAAACUGCAGUCCCAUAGUCAACCUCCUGCUCCUCCCCCUCCACAGGCACGACCAACCCCGGCAAAACCAAAGCCCCGUCAAGAUUCCUUCGGUGGCGAUCCCACGUCGGACCCCUGGGCAAGCCCUUCAAAUCUUCGAGACCCUCCGCCCUCCGCAGCUGCCCACACCAUGCCCUCGAACGGCAUUCCCGUUAACGUCGAUAAGAGCGCGUCGAACGGCAUUGUGCGCACGACAAGCAAUUUCACCACUGGAGGUAGCAGUCCAAGUACCAACACUGGUUCUUCCCACGAUAACUCGUCUGCUGGCGUUGGAUCUGGCUGGAACACCUUCAAUGGCAAUUCCGGUGGCUUCUCUGAACAACCAACCCUGGGGGGAGGGUUUGGUGAUCCAAACGACGGCCAACAACCAGACACGCCUGGUCACCGCCAAUCCGGCUCUGCUUCCCAGAGUCUUACCAUCCCUCCCGGCACUGGCGAGUCGGUUGUUGUAACCAUGUUGCCCGAAAAAGAAGGCAUAUUCCUCUUUCAGCAUCACAAUUAUGAAGUCAAGACGAUCAGAAGAGGUAGCAGCGUCGUAAGGCGCUAUAGCGACUUCGUAUGGCUGUUGGAUUGCCUACAAAAGCGGUACCCUUUCCGAAGGCUACCACUACUGCCCCCAAAGCGUGUCCAAGUGAAUGGUACUCACCUUGCAGCUGAUGCAAGCACCUUCCUUGAAAAGCGAAGGCGUGGUCUCGUCAGAUUCGCCAACAGCCUUGUUCAGCAUCCAGUCCUGAGCCAGGAGACUUUGGUGGUCAUGUUCUUGACUGUGCCUACGGAAUUAUCUGUUUGGAGAAAACAGGCAACCAUCUCCGUUCAGGAGGAGUUCACCGGCAAAUCCUUGCCCCCAACCUUAGAAGACAGCCUGCCCUCGAAUCUCCCGGACCUUUUCGACCAAGUGCGUGUGGGUGUGAAACGGUCGUCCGAGAUCUAUAUCAAUCUCUGCGUCUUGUUGGAACGUCUUGUGAGACGUAAUGAAGGGCUCGCGUCUGAUAAUGCCAAGUUCAGUCAGGCACUGAACGCUGUCGCUGAGAGCAGCCACGAUACCUUCGCAAUCGACAACAACGACGUGCCUUUGCUGAAUGAAGGCAUUCACGCCACGGCCAAGCAUCUUUCAAACUCGCAAACACUUCUCGAGGAUGAAGCCAAGGGGUGGGAUACCGGCAUCCUCGAAGAUCUCAAGGCGCUUCGUGACAAUUUCGUGUCGAUGCGCGAUAUGUUUGAUCGCAGAGAUCGCUAUUCCCGUGACAACAUCCCUCAACUGGAAAGACGGAUUGAAGCUUCAGAGAAUAAGCUGCAGCAACUUCGACAGAAACCUCCGAACCUUGUCAAACCCGGCGAAAUGGAAAAGGUCGAAAGCAGUAUCAUGUCGGACAAAGAGAGUAUUGUUCAACAGUAUGCUCGAGGCGUCUUCAUCAAAGAGUGUGUCCGAGAUGAAAUUGUCACCUUCCAGAGCACAAUAUACGCCAUCACUCGGCUUCAUCAGGAAUGGAGCCAAGAGCGAGUUAAAUAUGCUGAAUUACAAGCGAGCAAUUGGAGGAAUCUAGUAGAUCAGGUUGAGAGUAUGCCUUUGGGAGAAUGAAUUGGUUUCUCCUCAGUCUGUACGGCGUUUUCAGCGACAUGGGAUGAAGAGACGGGCCUUUGCGAGCCCGCCUAAUUUUCAUAGCUUCAGGCGGAGUAUAUUUGUUGUGCAACGAGUGGCUAGAAAGCCAUGAGCAUCAUAAUUCUAUAUCACAAGUACAAGAAGCAUUGAACAAAGAA